Lingula anatina is the source of this 6087-nucleotide messenger RNA. RefSeq lists its product as uncharacterized. NCBI's taxonomy places the organism in Eukaryota, Metazoa, Brachiopoda, Lingulata, Lingulida, Lingulidae. The record is from RefSeq and is a predicted model, not a curated record. Gene Ontology annotation, biological process: cell differentiation; heart development; negative regulation of transcription by RNA polymerase II. Gene Ontology annotation, cellular component: nucleus. Gene Ontology annotation, molecular function: RNA polymerase II-specific DNA-binding transcription factor binding.
GAUAGGAGUAGUGUUAUCUUGAUGGAUGCGUGCAUGCCUGCACCAGUAUUCUUAAGAUAGAAAUCCACUUCAACUUUUAUCUUAUCUCAGAGUCCAACUACAGCUAUUUAUCUUCAAUCUUCAUAACAGCUUAUCGUGGAUGAUUAUGCAAAUGUACGUCUUAUGGAACAGGCGUUCCCUAUGAUCUUUCCAGAUAUGGCUUCUUGUUAUCUGUGUUAAUACUUCAUUUGCUGCCUGGAAGAUAGCUAAGCCAGCAGUGACUCACAAAAGUUGCAGUGUGUUGCUUGUUUAUUAGACAACCAGAUUUUUGACGUUUCUCUGAUACUCAACAAACUGAGGGAGAUAUCCCCCCUCUGUUGCUUGCGUGCCUUCCUGCUGAUUGCCAAUAGGAGCCAACUUCAAGUCAUUUCUCCCAUUGGAAUCUUUCAACUUCGUACAUGCUGCCUUAUCUCUGGGCAACAGAUGUGGCGGUAAUAAUUGAAAAAGUUCUACAUGGCUGAUUAACCACUGAGUGAUAAGCUCAAACAUGAGAAGUAACUAGGAUAUCAAGAAAUUUGGGACCAAUGAUCAUGUGUUGUAGAACUGGAGGGUGGUGAUAGAUAACAGAUUCAGAGAGCAGAUGUGAAUCAGUGAUUCUGUGGUAUACUUGUAAACUGACAAAGCCUUAUGUGCAUGUAUAUGUACUCAGAGGCUGAAGGAGUGCCAAUGACAGUUCCUGUUUCCUUUUUGGUGAAGAAACAUUCUAGUGCAUGAAUGAACUGAUGCUUUUUUUCUGUCAGUGUUAAAAGAUCUUAGUCCACUGAAGAAGAGGAACAAGGGAGACAUUACAAUAGCCAGAAAUUUACCAGGUGGCCAGAUAUGGUGUGAACUUACCAAACCAGUUGAAGAGAAUGAAACAUUGAUUGGAAUAUUUCAACCAUCUUCUCCAUUGUCAGAAGCAGGGGAAGAAGAAGAAGAAGAAGAACUUAGUUCUUUGCAAAAAAAUAAAACACUGACGCCUGGUGGAAUGUCAGAGGUUGAUGAAAGUUCAAAUAUGUCUACCAUAACAGUAAAUAGGGAGCUGUCUAGUCCAGACAAAGUGAUAAAAGUAAAAAUGUCUCCAAAAGCAGCUGCAGGAAAAAAUGCUCAUCCCUUGAUAUACGGGUGUGCAUUUUGUGGUGUGAGGUUUAGCAGUCCUAGUACACUGGAGGCCCACCAAACCUUCUACUGUACCAAAGUAGCCAGAAUACCACUAGCACCUGCUAGGUCACCAGAGCAACACACAGAAGAUGUGUCAACACUGCCAAAUAAUCCAAACAAGAGAAUGGCAACCUCUCAAGAUCUCCUUGAACCCAGUACAAAAAUUAUCAAGAGAGAAGUUUCAUCACCUCUUAUGUCAGCACCAACAACACCCACACCCCCUAUGAUUAUUAUACCCAGCCAGCCACCCAUCAGCAAUUUAUCACCAAGGUUGUCCAGUCGUGGCAGUUCAGGGUCAAGGUCACCAGCAUCAAGGUCGCCCAGUGCAAAGAUGUAUGAGUGUGGGAAAUGCACCUUUAAGGCAGACACUGAGAGUGCAAUACAACGCCAUAUGGUGUUACACGGGUCGCCAGCGCAAGAUGGCAGCACCAGUGGUAGCAGUGACAGUGAUGGUAAAGCAUCCCCAAAAGAUAACAGUUUUUGCAAAGAGUGCAAUAUCCAGUUCACAUCGUAUGAUACAUUCCAAGCACACAAGAUGUAUUACUGUGGUUUAAGACGCAUGAAACAAGGAAGUCAGCCAUCUCCCACUGGUGCUUCACCUGCACCCCCGACAUUAGAUAUAUCCAAUCUAAUACCAGGUCACCCUCUUCUGUCACCUGGGACAACCAUCACCAUAGCAACACCCACAUCAACUGGAAUGUCUCCUCACACAGUGGUGCUUACAGCACCAUUGGUGCCUGGGUCUGGUGCUACAGUCAUUAUGCAGCCUGUGUUUGUACCCAGCUUGCCUGCCAUGCAGAACACUGUCCAAGCUCACCAGAAUCAGGUGGCUCUCAAGAAAGCUGAAGAUGGGUCGGGGGAUGAACAGCCAUUAGAUUUGAGCAUAAAAAAAGCAGGUGAAAGCCCUGGUGCUGUGGAAAAUGUUGAUGUCCUCAAUUUGAGCAGGCAAUCUAGCAGCAGAAAUUUAUCAGGUUUAUCUACAGCUGAUGACCAGCCACAAGAUUUGAGCCUUAAAAAAUCUUCAGAGUCUUUAAGUGAGGGAAACAAACAGCAUACUUCACUGGCAACAACAAGUGGGCAUCCUGGAUCACCCACAGGAAUCCCCUCACCCAUACAGCUUAAGGCAGGCAUGUGCAAAUGUGUGGACUGUAACAUCGUUUUUUAUAAAUUUGAGAAUUAUGUUGCCCAUAAGCAAUUUUAUUGUUCAGAACGCCAUGCCAGAGUGCCCAUAGGCCAAAUCGUAAUGCCAGCUAUCCCUGCAAAAUCACCAAAUAAAAAAAGGAUCAUCCAGCCAAGUUCAGCAUCUAAAUCUGAAGACCAGGAAGGUGGCAAAAGUGUUCAGUCAGUUCAGUCCAUCAGAAAUCACACUUCACCCAGAACCUCAGCAAGACUGUUACAAUAUCUGUGUGAGCCCUGCAAGAUCAGGUUCAGCAGCAUGGAUACGCUGGAUGCACAUAAGCAGUUCUACUGCCCAUACCGUGAGACUCAGGUCAACCAGGAAGCAACCACCCCAGACCCAGAAGAGCAAACCAGUCCAAAGAGUGCACAAAGUGAGACCAAUGAUAACCCAGUAUUCUGUCGAAUCUGUGGCAAGGUUUUUGCUUCAAAGCGUCAGCUUACUGUGCAUGCCUGUUUAUCUGAUCCCUCAACACUUGUAAUCCUUCAGUGUCCGUAUUGUGAUUACAUUGGACCUUCUGACAAUCGUUUGAUUGAACACAUGAAAGCACAUGAACCGUCAAAAGUAUUUAAGUGCACACUGUGUGGUUAUCGUGGCAAUACUGUGCGAGGCAUGCGUAUGCAUGGGAGAAUGCAUAUUGAAAAUGGUGAAGAGUUUACAGAUGAAAAUAUGGCUGAAUUUGAAGAACCACCCCAAAUUCCAAAGCAACUCCAUCAUGCCGCACAGGGUCCAAUUCAUAGAGCUGAUAUUUCAGAAGAAGAACUCUUACGAUUGAAAAAUGAGCCAUAUAAAAGGAGAAAGUCCAGGAAGGCCUAUGAGAAGGUUGAUGACAUUGUUGCACAGCAGAAUGUUUUCCCACAGCCAAUGAGGAAGCAACCUCCACAUGAGUGUGGAAUAUGUGGGGAAGUUUUUCCUGAUACCAGCAAACUUCGCCAACACGUUAGGAGUCAUGAAGUUUCAACAUACACUUGCAAAUCAUGUGAUUUCAAGACUAAUGCCAAGUGUGACCUUGUGCACCAUGUCAAAAUCACACAUGAAGGUCAAAAAGAUGAGAAUUCUUUUGAAAAUGGCCAAUUGAAUGACAAAGGUAAUCAUGAUGCUGAGCAGUUAGUUAUAAAGAUAGAACCAGAAUUGAGUGGCUGUCUGACUGACUCUCAAGAUGGUAGUAGUCUACACAAUGGCAUGAACAUGGGUGAAGAUUUACAAAGUCAGGAGAGAGCGCCAACCAUGGAAGAAGAUGAAGUAGCAGAAUCUUCAGGUUCUCCAACUGAAAAUAACCAUGAUUCACUCAGUAUUGCCAAAGAUUCAGCUGAAAAUAUAAAAAUGGAGACAUUAGAUGAGGAAGGAGACAAUGCUGAAACGUUUGAAAGUAAAAAUGUUUCAAACAGUUCUUCCAUUUUUAAAGGUAAUAAUACUGAGAUUUUGGAGAAGGAGAAAGGAAAAAAGGAUUCUCUACUUUGUCAACUAAAUGAUACAAAUCAAAACCACAAAUCCACAGAGGCUUUGAUGGACUUGGUAGCAUUGAAGAAUGAUAAAAAUAGUCCAAAGUAUUGCAAGCAGUGUGACAUUACCUUUUUGUAUUUAGCCACAUUUAUUGCUCACAAGAAGUAUUACUGUAAGGCCUUGCAGCAGCAACAGAAUGGAGAAAUUACAAGAGUCUGAAAGCUACUGAACCUGAACAUGUCUCAGGCCAUGUAUUCACAUAUUUUUGUUUGUAUUAAUGUUUAAACAGAUAUUUGUUAUGUUGCUUUUAAUGUUGAAAACUGGGUACCAAAUCUUAUUUUUUAACUUUUGCUUAAUCAUGCAUAAGAGCCAUAACAUCAAAAUGUUAAUGUCGAUGAUGUCUGGACACAGACAGUUUAAGUUAAUAAUGACCUGAAGGUAACAGCUUGGUAUAAGACCUUUCUAGUUUUUUAUAUACAGACACUACUGUAUGUGUCUGUUUAUAUGCUUAUCAAUGUCUGUCCAAGUCAUUUUUGUUGCUAUCGCCAUCCAACUGCUGAAUCAUAUUUUUGUUUCAAAUGACACACCGACUGCCUUUGUUUGUUGAAAAGACUGGACUCUUUUGAAUAUCAGCAAUUUUUUUUGGCAUGUGUUAUAGUGACAUUUGCCCCUUAAGUGCCAUAUUUUUGUUUUACUUCAAAUGAGCUUUUGUGGAAAGGCAGGUUCCUUCGAAAAUCAGCAUGGCCAGGUUAUUUUUACAUGUAUUAUUAAUAACAUUACAGUUGUAAUGAAAUUUUAUCUCCCAAUUUUUGUAAACUGGUGAUGUUUCAUACAGCUGCCCAUUGCUCUUUUAACCCAAUAUACUGGGCUAGGUGAGGGGUUGUGAUGUGUUAAAAGCUGUAUUUUGUUUAGGUAAAAGGAAGCAUUAUGUGGUUUCUUUGAGUAUUUGUCUCUCUAAACAGCAAUGUGCAUUCCUUCUUUAAAGGCACUUUAGCUGAAUAUUUGUCUGAAAGUUGGGGUUGGUUCUCUCUUAUAUAUACUGUGAAAUUUCUGUUAUUAGUUAACUCAUGGCUUACUUAUAUAUGGUAUUGCAAGUGUUCUAUGAACUGAAGUGUCCAGGUGAAGAUAUGCGGACCAUGUGUUCCAUACAGCUGUGUGUAUUAUUGUGUACUGAUGGUUGGUCAGCAAACCCGUAGAGAUUGCAGAUAGUGAAUUGCAUUGCCUUUACCUUUAUUAGGACAGACCAUCCCUGUUGUUACAUUUAAAAUAUGUUAAAAUAUUUGAGAAUUUAAUUGAACUCUUUCACCAUUCAUCUUAUCAGGACAUAGCCAAUUAUUUGAAUUUCUUUCUUUUAUGUCUGUAUAUAUGCCAUCUUCGAUGUCUAAUUUCUUCACAUGACAUGUAAAUAAUUAAUUGUAAGUUUUACCUCUUUAAAUAUAUUCUAGCUUCUCAAGUAUUUUUAAAAAUAAGGUGUGAACUCAUGAUUAACCAAAUUAUUUUUCAAUAACUGACAAAGAAUUGUCUGUUCAAUAGCUGGAUGUUUAAGGUACUGAUAAUGUUUUUUUAUGAAAAACAAUUCUUAAUAUUUGCCGGCAUGCAUUUAUUUUGUCUGUGCCAAAUUACUGCUCUGUUUAUACCAAUAUGUUAAAGUCAAAGAUGAAGUUUUUUUUUUUUACAAUUUUGUUGCAGUAACAAGUAUUCUUGUUGGACUUGUGUAAGUAUUUUCAUCUUACUGAAAAUGGAUCACUCUUUAAUUUUCUUCAUUAGGUCUUUUGUAUUGUUUGUAAAACUUGAACGUCCAUUCUCAAAGAAAAGAAAAACAGUUAUAGAGAGUGAACUGUGCUGUUCGUAACUAAAAGAUUAAUGACUUGAAUUGCAUCAAAACAAGUGAUUGACUGGAAGUUCACAUUUUAACCACUUCAGCCAGACAGUUACAAACUAGAUUUGUAAAACCACUGCCUAUUUUAAUGUGAGUGAAUUAUAUAUCAGUGUUUUUGCCACUCUUUUUGCCAAUAAGUCCAUUUACAUUUGUUAGAAAGAUGUUUUUAUUCUGGGGUACUGAAGAUAAUUUAUGGUUGUUUUUCAUAAAACUUUCAGACAAGAGGAAUGUAUCUGUACUUCACAUAAUUUGAUGAUGUGUGUUUGCUGGGCUUGUACAGUUUUUCCAUUGACUAUCAAGUUUUACUAGAUUCUUCUCCUAUGUGAAGAAAAUAUGCAGAUACUAAACUCGAUGUGCCAUUUAAAUGUAUGAUUGGAUUGAUGUUUAUUAAAAUUUUAUCUAUUGACUU